GGGGGGGGGGACUCUGCCCCCUGCGAUAAAAACUUCGUGUUUUAUUGUUCCGUCACCAAAGUAGCGGCGAUCCAACGUGUUUCCAUGGCAGGUUCCGUUUGAACAGGCGGCUUUUUUACUGCGUCCUUGUCUCUUGAUUCUUCGUCUUGCUUGCUUGGUUGCUUUUAAAAAGCGUUUUUCUAAGCCCCGUUUGGACUUUUUUUGUUUCUCUCUGUUACUUUUUGAGUCGCGAAGCGCGAACUAAUUGGUUACGCGGGCCUGCGGAAACUCGCCGAAUGCGGUUGUUGAAAAAAAAUAUCCACCCGUGAGAAUUUCUUCAUAUUCUCGAGGCCGGCUAUUUUAAAGGCGUCGAAUGCAGCUGCCCAGAAAGGGGGGGGGGGGGGGAAGAGGGAACUUCUCAGUUGAGUGGUUAACAAAAAAAGUCAAGUGAGAACAAAGUUGGUAGUUGUAAGUACACGUCACUAAAUUAGAUGUCGUACCAACUGCGCUAAUAAAAUACCGUUACCCUGACCGAAUGGACUUUUGCCAAUAGCUGCGGUACUUGGGCCGCAAUAACAUAAUGGCUACUGUCAACCUGUGCCAUAAAUGCGCGUCCGCAUAACAUGUGCAAACGCGUAGCUAAAAUUUAACCUGCGAUUUCAUAUGGGGUGGGAGGUAAUUAUUCUUUUAUUAUCGUGAAGUGCUUUGGGUGGGCGGAGAGGGGUUUUUUUUGGCGAUGACUUUACCAACUCUCUUGUUCUGCGCCCUUCUAACGCCUCGCGUUUAACCCUUGUAAAUGUGUCUUCGCACAAUAAGCACUCUUUGCGAGCAAUUCUUAAGACCGUUCUUAUUUUAUUUUUUUUUGGGGGGGGAUGCCUCACAACGUGGCGUGGUGUUGGUGUGUGUUUCUCUGGGCGCUGUGCUGCUGCGUGAAACCUAUCGGGGGACAAGAUGCGAGAGUCGCCGAGUGCAGGCUGCCCCGCGAGCAGCCCCGCCGUGGGACGGACGACGCGAGGAGCUCCUUGCGCUUCGCCUACGACGCCUCGAGAGACUCGUGCAAGCUCGUGUGGGUCACGGCGGCGGUGGCGACGUCGACGACGACGACGUCGCCCACCGCCUCCCCUCCGCCGCGGGACGACGACGCGUCGCUCUUCACGUCGGACCGCGCGUGCAUGCGCAGCUGCUCGCGCAGGGGCCCCGUUCUCUACCCGACGGGAGCCGAGGUGUGCUUGCUGCCGAAGGACACGGGUUCCUGCAGGGCCCACUUCCGCCUGUGGUUCUUCAACGUGGAGCGGCGGCGCUGCGAGAACUUCACCUACGGUGGCUGCCGGGGCAACGGCAAUCGAUUCGUCGAGCAGAAGACGUGCGCCAACGUCUGCCAGCACCUCAUCCACCCCGAGAUCCAAGACAGAGCUGUUGGAGAUCAUAAUGACCAUUUCAGAGAAGGUGCGGUAGCUGCGGCCGUGUUCGGCGCUCUGUUUGGCAUCACCAUCACCGUCGUCUUGGUCGUGUUUGCCAUAAAAAGAAAACGUAACAUCAAAACGAAGGCGUACUCAAGCCCUCACGACUACGGACUCAAAGAGGACUCGUUUUAAAGAUGAAAAAAUAUAUACGAAUUGUAUUCCUAAAAUGAUGUACAUGAUGUACCGGGUUAGAUCGAGUGAUUGUCGCUGUAAUGGCAACGGAUAGAUGGCUUGGUAAAAUGCACUUGAGAAAGGUGGAAUGAAAUUGUAUAAGCGUUAACAAAAUGGAACGUUUGCGUUCCGACCGCAGAUAUUGUGGUCAAUGCAAACAUGAUUCCUCGUGUAAAAAAAAGGUGUUAGUUUUGUUUGCCAGAUAAAAUGGUAAAAAAAAAACAAUAAUCAUAUUUUGCUACUGGCAAAGGAGGUUCCAAUGGCGUGCGCAGUUAGUUUGGAGCUUGGAAUACGAGUCGAUUCAGCUCAUUCAUCGACAAAUAAUUAUAACUGACUGCUUUAUUUGCGGUCGAUUACUCGGGAUAUUUUGUAAAUGACGGCCACCCAGACUUCCUGCCUGCCGAAGGCGGGAAACCCCAGACAAACCACGGCCAGCGUGACACGGCCAGUGAUGCCGAUAACGUCGCUAAGGCCACGCCCGUCCAUCACCUCCCGUCCAGCGACAUGCGUGGGAACUCAGGUGAGACUUUUCUUACCCUAAAUAUGUUCGUGUGAUCAGAUUCGCCACUUAAUUAAAGCGAUCAUUGGUAUCGAGUGUUUGAGACUGUGAGGUUUUUCCUGGAUUAAGGGCGUCAUUAUUAUGCAGCAGUUUAAUUCACGUUGCGGGCACAAUUUUAAAUAUUGCCAAUGAUCUCUUCAGUGUCGCUGUACAUUCUGCCUUUUCAAUUGUUCCAUUAGCUUUCACGAGGUGGAGCACUUUAUCAUCAUCAUCAUCAACAUUGUCGUCAGCCAUGAUCGACCCACUGCUGGAUGAAGGCCUCGAAGCUGUCGCUAUCUCUCUCGGUCCUGCGACGUAACCAACAGAAGCGCUCAGCCGACCUCAACCCACCGCGUAUGAAUAUCCCAGCCUAAAUAAUAAAUAGCAUUCGGGGAAGGAUGGCGAUGGAUUUUCUGAGACAAUCUUCAUAUUCUGUACAGUGCUGUACUCUAUCGAUUGCUGAAUCUGUUUCAGGCGGUGAAUGCAACGUUUAAAAUGGCGAUGUUUGUUUGUCUCGAACUCUUAAGGGUUUGCAAGGUAUGUUUCAAAAUAACCAAUGCAAUUGUCAUUGUUUUACGUGCAGUCAAAUGUUGUUAUGAAAGUCAGCAGGGAGGCUGAUUUGUUUUUACAAUAACAAAACGUCGACUCUA
This is a messenger RNA of Petromyzon marinus (sea lamprey), 2801 nucleotides long. RefSeq lists its product as uncharacterized. The record is from RefSeq and is a predicted model, not a curated record. Gene Ontology annotation, molecular function: serine-type endopeptidase inhibitor activity. Lineage: Eukaryota; Metazoa; Chordata; Hyperoartia; Petromyzontiformes; Petromyzontidae.